AACAUUUUGGUUUCAUUUGUUGUUCUCUUGUUUUCAUUUUUUUUCACCUUUCUUCUUCCGCUCUCUCUUACCUCACCUUAUCUCCAAAACGGCAAAACCCCAAUUCCCUCUAGGGUUUUAUCCUCAAACCCUAAAACCCCAUUUCAAAGUUUCCCAAUUCCACCCCAAAAUGCAACAACCGCCACCCCCAAACCCACAACCCAAAUCUACCACCACAAACCCCCAAAAGAAAAAAGCACCAUCUCCCCAAGAACUCAUCACCCACUACACCACUCAAGGUUUAGACCAAGAACAGGCCUCGCUCAAGGUCAUUGAAGAUCUCCAAAAUGUUCUUUUCAGAGUCAUUGCAUCCACCAACAAGAACAGAAAGGACAAGGUGAUGACUGAAACUUCGAAAAAGAUUGAUGUUAUUAACAACAGACUUGCCAUUCUCGAUAUGAAGGUCGAUUCAAAGCCCGGGUUUGCACAAACUUUUGGUCUUGGGAUUGUCUCUGGGGCGGCUUUGAAUGGAAUUGGGAGCGCAUUCCCUCAUGUUGUGAAGGGUUUUGGGCAAAUUUGGACUGCGGUUAGAACUGUAACUGACCCUUCUUCCUCUUCUAAUGGUCCUUCUUGAAUCUUGAAAUGUGUUUGUUUAUGCAAAUUUUAGUUCAAUCAUGUUAGAUUUUGUUAAUUAUUUUGCCAAGAGAUUUACAAUUUAUGAGUAAAGUUUUGAUUUUA
Pistacia vera is the source of this 717-nucleotide messenger RNA. RefSeq lists its product as uncharacterized. Lineage: Eukaryota; Viridiplantae; Streptophyta; Magnoliopsida; Sapindales; Anacardiaceae. Bases 170 to 613 code for a protein of 147 amino acids. The record is from RefSeq and is a predicted model, not a curated record. The transcript has a single exon.